Periconia digitata is the source of this 1071-nucleotide messenger RNA. NCBI's taxonomy places the organism in Eukaryota, Fungi, Ascomycota, Dothideomycetes, Pleosporales, Periconiaceae. The record is from the annotation of a GenBank genome assembly.
CUUCCGCCAAGGAAUUCCGAGGGCAAGCCUAGCCGAGCCUUUGAACAAUGUCUCCUUGCUUCGACUCCCCUUGACCAUCUUCGUUCAUCCAUUGAGAUGCAUGCACGCUUUCAGUCUUUUGCACAGGCUGUCAAAAGCUCGAGGCAAUGGACCCGGCUCACUUCAGCGCCACCAUUUCCUCAGCUACCGCGCUUCAUAUGUCAAAGUUGCCGCCAUAAAUUUCCUUCCCCUGCAGUCUUCCGCAGCAACAUCUCCCAGCCUUUAAGACGUACCUUCGCUACUGCCGCGAGGAACUCCAAGGAGAGAAAGUACCCCACCGAGCUUUUGAUCUACGACGCAGGAGACACACGCACCACAUAUGUUGCCUUCUGGAAAGCCGUCGUGUUGCUACAAUUUGGUACCUGUUUUGUCUUUAUAACACCCUUGCUUUACAGAAACCCCAAUCAGCCAAAUGAAUAUAUACGUACAGCUCAAGCCGCUGCAGUCACUGUCUUGUCAGCAGUUCCAUGUGCUCUGCUGUCCUUUCUGACAGCUCCUUACGUCUCCCAAGUGCACAUGCAAAUCCCCCCAAACGCCACACAUUCUCUGACUGCACUCCGCGCAUUCGCACGGAAUCCGCCCUUGACAACCAGGAUUCGGUUUCUCACCCUUCGCAUCUUCCCGAUAGGUAAAUUCACGUCGUGCACUUUGGGCGAAAUGCGUGCUCUGCCACCCCGUCGCUUCCGCAUGGCCAAUCUACAGCGGUUGAAGGCCAAGUCGUGGCGUGAGGACCAGAGGAAGAAGACGCCCGGCCAGAAGCUCUGGGAGCUGGUCAUGGAGCCCAGAUGGAAGUUCUAUGUCAAGGAAGGAAGCUCCUACACGGUUAGGACCGGAGUGCCGGGUGUCUGGGAAGAAGUGGCUAUGAGGAUCAAGGAGCAGACUGAACACGAGGUAGAGAAAGGAGCGAAGAAAACCAUCGGCGCGCGGCUAGGCGCCCUGAAAACGGGAACGGUACUAACAAAACCGUUGGGCGCUGUGAAGCCUCCACUGCGGCCGAUCAAAAGACAGACUUCUCGAUCACAGAUGAGAUAA